Cyprinus carpio (common carp) is the source of this 4787-nucleotide messenger RNA. RefSeq names its product teashirt homolog 3-like. NCBI's taxonomy places the organism in Eukaryota, Metazoa, Chordata, Actinopteri, Cypriniformes, Cyprinidae. The record is from RefSeq and is a predicted model, not a curated record. Gene Ontology annotation, biological process: regulation of transcription by RNA polymerase II. Gene Ontology annotation, cellular component: nucleus. Gene Ontology annotation, molecular function: DNA-binding transcription factor activity, RNA polymerase II-specific; DNA binding.
CUUAAGUGACAUAUUGGCAGUGUCUCAAAACCUUAUAAGCAGUCUACCUAGACUGGAUUUUGGGCAUUAUAUGUGCCGUGGGAAUGACCGAAAGGAUCACAGCACGCGUUUCGUCUGCUAUUGUUGAAUUUUUUGUCAAUCCACACUUUGAUCGCUGCGUCGCGUCUCUCUUAUGUUUCACCGUCUUGCGCCAUUAACGUUAAACAGCGUGUAACCUCUAUUAACUUCUUUAAUUUCGAUUUAAAACCCUCGUUCAGUUCCAUUCCGUUGGUUGUGUCUAGCCGUUUUGAACAGCGACAGACGUAUGAACGCCCCCUUACUUUCUGCGCGCGGAAGAAUCAGUUGCCGCGGACUUUUGAGUGACGUGACGAACUCGUAGCGAGCGGCUAGGCGUUUACUGUCCUGCCGCGCAGUUUUCCUCAUCACUCCGGCAGACGGGCUUUAAACAAAGACUACCGCUAAACACGGAGCACCUGGUUUUCUCCUAUGCCUAAUGCGAAGUGUCGUAGCUUUUGUGACCGCGUCGUGCUGUUGUUAAAUGGUGACACGUCUGAUUGGGAGCAUAUAUUGUUGAAUAUCGUUUCAGGUUGCGUUUAUAGACACACAAUCUGUGCGCAAGUAUGCCGAGGAGAAAACAGCAGGCGCCCAAACGAGCGGCAGCUUAUGAUUCAGAGAAUGUUAAGGAGAGCACCAUACAGACUGAAGACACUGGAAGUGAUUGCUCAGUGCCCAAGAAAAAACAACAGGGUGAAAGUGAUUUGGGAGAAGACUUCAUUAACCCAGUGGAUGAACAAGAUUCCCCUACUGCUGAGCUCUCAGGCCAUGAUGUUGACAAUGAAUCUCACAUAAGUGAAUCUAGUGACCCCAUGUCAGAUGCAGACAGCACCCCGAUCAAAAAUACGGAGGAGGCCACAACAGACUUUCUAAAAGACCAUUCUGAGGACUCAGUAUGUAUUACAGACAGUCUAGAACAGAUGAAGUCUAUUUACAAAAGCUUUCUUAAUAAUCCCUACUGGUCCUUUUUGAGCUUGAAUUCCUCUCAACCGCAUGCAGAUGAACAGCCGGCCAGUAGCAGCGGUAGCAGUAGUAGCAACAGCAGUCCUGGACGCAACAGCUAUGACUGGCAUCAGUCUGCUAUCGCAAAGACACUCCAACAGGUCUCUCAGAAACAACCUGCUGCACUUGAACCAAGUAUUUUCUCCACUGUCCAGCUCUACCGCCAAAGUACUAAACUCUAUGGAUCCAUCUUUACUGGUGCAAGCAAGUUCCACUGCAAAAGCUGCAGUGCAUCAUAUGACACACUGCUUGAUCUCACAGUUCACAUGAAUGAAACAGACCACUACCGUGAUGACAAUCUUGAAAGUGCUAGUAAGGGUGCCAAGUCAUGGUCCAAGCCCCGGAAGCGCUCUCUUUUGGAGAUGGAGGGAAAGGAAGAUGCCCAGAAAGUCCUACGCUGUAUGUACUGUGGACACUCUUUUGAAUCUUUGCAAGACCUUAGCGUGCACAUGAUAAAGACUAAGCAUUACCAGAAGGUUCCUCUGAGAGAGCCAAGAACUGCAAUUGCUGCUAAAGUUGUGUCUUCAUUCAGGAAGAGGAUUCCAGUGGAGCUGUAUGUUGCAAAAUCUUUGCACACCACAGAACAGACAAGAAGUCCCAACGGAGGGCAGGCCAGUGAUAUUUUUCAGAUGUAUUCUGAACAAACCAACAAAGACGACUUGAUAGAUCAGAAGACAAGGCGUGGUGUGCAGUUCAAGUCUCAGAACCUCAAAUGCAAGGAGUGUGGGAUUUCACAUGACUCUUUGCAGCAGUUGAGUGCUCAUAUGAUGUUGACCGGCCACUUUGUCAAAGUCACUCAAACAUUGCAAAAGACAGACAAGCCUUCUUAUCCCAAAAGUAAGUCUGAGAAGUCUCAGUCAGGUACACCAUGUUCUUCCCCUCUUUUAGCCACAGGAAUCUUGGCGUCACCGUCUGUCCCAUCUGUAGCAACUGGGGACAAAAACAAGACACAAGAAAUGACUUCUCAAAAAGACAGUGAUUGCAAGGAGUCUGCAAAUAUAAAUGAUGCUAAGCAGAAAUUCGGCAUAUCAUUGAAUUCUGAUUACCUAACUGAAGAUGAUCUAAAAGAGAGUCCUAAAAUGGAUUUUGAUAUUCUAAAAUCACUGGAGAAUACAGUUACAUCGGCUAUUAACAAAGCACAGAAGGGUGCCCCGAGUUGGGGCGGUUACCAGAGCAUUCAUGCAGCUUAUCAGUUACGAAACCAACUGAAACCUGGUCUAAACAACUCAGGCUAUGUUUCUUCUUUAAAACAAUCAAGCAGUAGUCAGGAAGGCCGGUCCAUAGACAAAAGUCAUUUAAUCCCUCCAAGCACUCCACCAAGAGCUUCCUGUACCACAGUUAAUGUCCAGGAGGUGGACAAACUGGAAAAGAAAGUAACAGAAAAGAUUUCUGAGGUUGACAGACAAUUUAAUGACUUGAAUGGACAAGGAUCCUUACAUCAGCAACUGCUGAAUUCCAAAGGGAAACCACUAAUGUCAAAAUCUCCAUGUCAUGAGAGUGUGUUUACACCUAUGAGCAAUGUCUCUGAGGGUAACACAAAUGAAAGAGAAAUUCAGAAGCACACACAAGAUUACAGAACUCGCCCCACUUCAGAUCUGUAUGAUGAUGCUGGUCUACUCUCUGCCCAACCUGAGCCAAAACAACCCUCUGUCAGUCCUCUAAGUGCCCUUCAGUCUGUUAUGAACCUUCAUCUGGGUAAAGCUGCCAAACCGGUAAGGCCUGUCCAGGACCCUAUGAGCAUGCUUCUCAGGAUGAGCAACAGCAUGGCAGAAAGGGCCGCUCUUGCCGGUCCAUCUGGACACUCAGCGAAACUUAGCCAGUUGAAUUCUGACUGCCAUGAAAUUUGCAGAGACCAACCGAUAGACUUAUCCAAAGGCAAAAGUGAACUGUGUCUCAGAGCUGCUGCUCUCCCAGGCAAAGCUUUGAGUUCCUCUGUGUCUGGUGUAUCUGUGAGUGAAUCAACCAGUUCCAAAAUCUUAUCACCAGCGAGUCCUUUGCGUGAAAAUGCCCUCUCUGACAUAUCAGACAUGCUGCGCAAUCUCUCAGAUUCUAGAGUUUUGAAGUCCCCAUCGCUUUUAUGUAAGCCAGAGCAGUCAGAAAUCGAGGGUUCUCACACUUCAGAUGAGGCAGAGGAUACAUCCAUGGUGCAUAAACGUAAAGGUAGGCAAUCGCACUGGAAACCCCAGCACUUGCUCAUUUUGCAGGCUCAGUUUGCAUCCUGCCUCAGGCAGACAGCUGAUGGAAAGUAUGUGAUAUCAGAAUUGAGCUCCCAGGAAAGGAUGGUCAUAUCACAUAUAACAGGUCUAUCUAUGACAACCAUCAGCCACUGGCUGGCCAAUGUGAAAUAUCAGCUCAGACGAACAGGCAGAACAAAGUUCAUAAAGAACGUUGACUCAGGACACCCGAUUUUCUACUGUAGUGAAUGUGCAACACAGUUCCAAGUUUGUUCUACAUACAUCUGUCACCUUGAGUCACACCUUGGGUUUAAAAUGAAAGACUUGGCAAAACUUACUUCUAAGGAUCUGAACCGGAGGAUUACAAAGCAUUCUAAGAGCCCUCCCAUAAAACCUGUGAUUCCUGCUGUACUGCCAGCUAGAGGAUGUCAGGAGCAAUUACCACCGGUGCCAGCUCUGUAAUAUACAAAAAACUUAUACAGUUAACACAGUAUGCCAGGAUAUUUAUUGUACUCUAAUUUGAGAACAGACAGGCCGAUCAUGAUGUAAAGAUUCAUACACAGUUACUCAUAUAUUGUUGCAUUAACAGUUGGCCUUGUAGGCUAAGCUUUUGUGAUCAUGAAUGUUGUAAUGGUAAUUUAACUUUAAAAACCUGUUUAAAGUUAAGCUGGCUACCACCAGUUUUACUAGGUAGAUACACAGUAUAAGAAAUCUAUUAUAUAUAACAAUGUCUUAAAGUUAUGAACAAUCUUGUAUGAUCAUGAUGAACAGCUUUUUGGUGGAAGUUUCUGUUCUGAUGAGAGAAGACUGUAUAUCUGUACAUAGCUGUUAUGUUAUCCAUAUUUUCCAAAAUAUUUUCCAUGACUUGCUUUUGUUCUUUCAUUUUUCCCGUGCUAAUACUUAGUUUGUUUGUGCAUAAGGAAUCUGAUUUAUUUAUAGAUAUAUAACUAAAGAACUGUAUAUAAUACUUAAAGUCUUUAACAUUUUUGUUGAUAUAAAUUGCCUUGACUUGCUUUUUUACAGAUGUUUUUGUUUUCUUAAAAUAUUUGUAUCACCUGUUCAUUUUUAUUCUUGCCAGAUUUGUUAAUCAGACUAUUUAACCUGUCAUUUUUGACUUUUUAUUUACAUUUUUGUUGAAUGUUAAUACAUUGAAUGAAGCAUGCCAUCUAUAUAUGUAAAUGAAAAAAAAAAUCAGUAAUCUUUUUAAAGAAAAAUGUAAUUAGAAAAAAGGCAUAUUUGUCUUUUUUCAAUUACUUGACUUCACAUUUAAUGUUUUUAAACUCUGUAAUUUUAACCUAAUAUCAUUCUAAUAAGACAUUCAAAGACCAUUGUUUUUAUUAGUCAUUCAAAAGAGUUUUUUUUUUCAGUAGUGCAUCCUUAUGCCUGACCAUUAUUUUUUAAAUAAAUAAUCUCCCCAUUUUACUGCGGUUACUUCCUUUUUAGUGCAUAUCUUUUAACUCUUACCAUGCCAAGUCUAAACAUACAGUCACAUGUACUCUUUGUCAUCUUAGCUUGUUUCCCAUCAACUAUUGGCAGAAUUAAAUUGAAGUUGUUGUG